Molecule: messenger RNA, 1588 nt
Organism: Trichoderma virens Gv29-8
Lineage: Eukaryota; Fungi; Ascomycota; Sordariomycetes; Hypocreales; Hypocreaceae
Product: glycoside hydrolase family 30 protein
Exons: 2
Coding region: 1-1431 (476 amino acids)
Biological process (GO): glucosylceramide catabolic process
Molecular function (GO): glucosylceramidase activity
Source: RefSeq, a predicted model, not a curated record
AUGUUGCUGGUCUCCGUUCUCACCACCAUUGCGGCCGUUAGCGGCGUCAAUGCCGCCUCGUCCUUUUCUUCAUCCCAGGACGGCCGCUACCAGUUCACCUCGGUCCAGGCUCCUGUCCUAGGCGCUGGCAACCCCGGUAUUCGAGACUGGCAGUUGUUCAUCAAGGAGAAGUCCGGUCGCAAGCAAACCGUCAAGGGCUUUGGUGCUGCUGUCACCGAUGCUACCGUUGCUGCCUUCAACAAGCUCAAUGCCAACUCUCGCACUCAGCUGUUCAACGACCUGAUGACCUCUUCGGGUCUCAACUUUAACUUGCUGCGUCACACCGUUGCUAGCUCGGAUCUUUCUGCUGAUCCCGCUUACACUUAUGAUGAUGCUGGUGGCAAGGUUGACACCGGCAUGGUCAACUUCAACCCGGGUGAUCGUGGUAAGGCCAUGAUCAGCAUGCUGGCCAACUUCCGUAAACUGCAGCCCAACUUGACUAUUCUUGGUUCUCCCUGGUCACCUCCUGGGUGGAUGAAGGUCAAGAACUCUCUGAUUGGUGGCGGUACUGCCAACAACAAGCUCAACCACGCCUACGAGAACGCCUAUGCCCAGUACUUUGUCAAGUACAUCCAGGCUUAUGAGGCUGGCGGUGCCCACAUUGACGCCAUCACCCUCCAGAACGAGCCCCUGAACAACAAGGACGACAUGCCCACCAUGCUUAUCCAGCAGGAUGAGUCUGGUGCUCUGAUCCGCGACAAGGUUGGCCCUGCUCUGCGUGCUGCCGGCCUCAACACCCAGAUCUGGGCUUGGGACCACAACCAGGACGUCUACUCUUACCCCCAGACUGUUAUGAACAUGGCUAGCCAGUACGUCCAGGCUGCUGCUUGGCACUGCUAUGCCGGUAACUCCCCUGAUAACUGGACUCCUCUCACUCAAUUCCACAACGAGUUCCCCAACAAGGAACAGUACAUGACCGAGUGCUGGACUGCCGUUGGCACCACCGACUGGAUCCACAGCUCCAGCUUCGCCCUGUUCCCUCUCCAGAACUGGGCCAACGGUAUCAUCGCCUGGACCCUUGGUUCCUUCACCGGCGGUGGCCCUGCCCUGUCCGGCGGCGGCAACUGCCACCAGUGCACCGGUCUCGUCACCGUCAGCGCCGAUGGUAGCAGCUACAAGAAGGAGAUUGACUACUACAUGCUCGGUCAGUUCAGUAGGUACAUCCCCAAGGGCGCCGUUGUUGUCGACGGCUCUGGCAGCUGGCUGUUCGACCCCAACACCGGAGUCGAGUCUGUUGCCACCAUCAACCCCGAUGGCACCCGCACGGUCGUCAUCCAGAACCGAUAUGGCGACGAUGUCUGGGUCCGCCUUGCCACCGAGUCUGAGAGCCAGACCUGGAACGCUCGUGUUCCCGGUCACUCCGUGACUACCUGGCUGCUGCCCAAGGCUUAAGCGUGGGGAGGGUUGAGAAAAUAGCAUGUGAUGAAAUGAUUGAUGUGAAAUGAAGAAGAGAUGAGAGUGUGGAAGCACUGUAUAUAUCUAGCUUCGUCUGUAUAUAGACAACUUGAGUACAUGUAACUGCCCAAAUGAAUACACAUAUAUAUAUGGU